Messenger RNA from Drosophila busckii, 681 nucleotides. Its product is annotated as mitochondrial import inner membrane translocase subunit Tim17-A. NCBI's taxonomy places the organism in Eukaryota, Metazoa, Arthropoda, Insecta, Diptera, Drosophilidae. The coding region runs from base 95 to 616 and encodes 173 amino acids. Gene Ontology annotation, molecular function: transmembrane protein transporter activity. The record is from RefSeq and is a predicted model, not a curated record. Gene Ontology annotation, cellular component: mitochondrial inner membrane; TIM23 mitochondrial import inner membrane translocase complex. The transcript is spliced from 4 exons. Gene Ontology annotation, biological process: protein import into mitochondrial matrix.
ACUGUUUGGAGCGUUAUCGAUUUAAUAUCUUUUGUCAUCAUACGAUAUCGAUACUUAGUUACUAUCCCAAUAAAAAUCGUGCUUAUACAAAACCAUGGAGGAAUAUGCAAGAGAGCCAUGUCCAUACCGAAUCGUAGAUGACUGCGGAGGAGCAUUUGCAAUGGGCUGCAUAGGCGGAGGUGUCUUUCAAGCAAUAAAAGGAUUCAGAAAUGCCCCAUCUGGAAUGAACAGACGAAUGCUUGGAAGCUUGGCUGCAAUAAAGACGCGUUCACCAGUGAUAGCCGGUAACUUUGCAGUUUGGGGUGGAAUGUUCAGUACAAUUGAUUGUACACUUGUCCAUUUUCGUAAGAAGGAAGAUCCGUGGAAUUCUAUAAUAAGCGGUGCGGCAACUGGAGGCAUAUUAGCUGCGAGAAACGGUAUUCCUGCUAUGGCUGGAAGUGCUAUAAUAGGGGGAGUGUUGUUGGCUCUUAUUGAAGGUGUUGGGAUAUUAUUCACAAGAAUAUCCGCAGAUCAAUUCAAAAACCCUUCUCCGCCAAGUGAAGAUCCAUCCGCUUUGGGAGACCCUGGAAAAAACUUUUCAUUUGGACCUUCUCCAGGCAAUACACAAUACCAGUGAUAAGAUUUUUUCCACAUUUAAGUUUAAAUUAAUGUUUAUGCACAAUAAAACCAAUAAAAAAAAAG